Molecule: messenger RNA, 1290 nt
Organism: Pseudonaja textilis
Lineage: Eukaryota; Metazoa; Chordata; Lepidosauria; Squamata; Elapidae
Gene: MTRES1
Product: mitochondrial transcription rescue factor 1
Biological process (GO): regulation of mitochondrial transcription
Cellular component (GO): mitochondrion
Molecular function (GO): RNA binding
Source: RefSeq, a predicted model, not a curated record
UUGAUCCCUGCGGAAAAGGGGAGAAGGACGGGCACAGAGCGGGGUCCCGCGGCAGGGUUUGGGUUGGAAGCGCCGGGCGCAGGGAGGUAAUGUGGCAGGCUGGGUCAUAGAGCGGGCAGACAGGCAGGCGGGCGCUGCUCGGCCCCGGGCGAAGAACCAGCGCUUUCCGGUUGGUUCCGUCUGUCUUUUCGGCGAAAGGAGGCCGGAAUCGGACGUGGGUCCGCUAGGCAACCGGGCAGAAGGCGGGGGUUACACACGCGGCGCAGGAUCUGAUCUGCUGCGGGAAGUUUUACAGUCGGGAUUGCAGCGCGGUUUUUAACCGUAUUUACGGGCAGGUUGGUUGCUAAGGUGAUCAGAGGAAGUCUUGUUGGGCAUCCAGUUCUACAGUUGACGUAUUGUUAUUUUGCUGUUAUUCAUAGGGUAUGCUAUGACAGGGUAUAAAUUACUUCUUGACUCUUUGAGAAAUCUAAAUGUCUGCCUUGGACUCCUGGUCAAAUCUCCUCACAAACUCAGCUCUCCCUGGAGGACCUUUCUUUGCGCUGCAAGCCAAUAUCCCAGAACAGCAAUUCUCUCCAAACAUUUCUGUGUUUCUCCCAUUCAGCAUCAUGUAUUUUUAAUACCAUGGUCAAAAAGUGUCACAGGGAUUUCAGUCCGACACAAAAGUAACAAAAGCUCACAUAAAAAUGUGAAACGAACUGUGGAAGAAGACUUGGAGGAGGAAGACACUGAUGAAGAGAUAACUGAUUCAGAAGAUGAGUUUGAAGAUGAUCCCAGCAUAGUGAAGAAUUAUAAAGACCUUGAAAAAGUAGUACAGUCUUUCCGAUUCGAUGUAAUCUUGAAAUCUGGUUUAGACAUUGCAAGAAACAAAGUGGAAGAUGCAUUCUACAAUGGUGAGCUUAGACUAAAUGGAGAAAAAUUGUGGAAGAAAAGCAGAUCGGUAAAGGUUGGUGAUACCCUGGAUCUCAUUCUUGGAGAAGACAAAGAAACAGAAACAGCCGUAGUUAUGCGAGUUGUUUUAAAGAAAGCAUCUGAGAAGAAUGAGAAUGAUAAAUACAAAGUGAUGUUGAGACGCUGGAAGAACUUAAAGGUGCCCAAGCAGGAUGUAUUGAAGUGAAUAAAUGAAUUGCAUGUUGUGAUUGAUUUGUUGUGAGCAAUCACAUUUAUUGUAUAAUAUAUAAUUUUUUGUUAAACAAAGUUUUUUUAAAAAAAGAUUAUUUGAUGGCAUGCCUCUUUCCUUACUAUAAACAUUACUUCUGUUCCAUGACUUUCACUUGCUGUAUGCUAUAAAUA